Molecule: messenger RNA, 4738 nt
Organism: Pantherophis guttatus
Lineage: Eukaryota; Metazoa; Chordata; Lepidosauria; Squamata; Colubridae
Gene: TSPAN17
Product: tetraspanin 17
Cellular component (GO): plasma membrane
Source: RefSeq, a predicted model, not a curated record
GUCGAAGUCCGGAUAGAGGAAGCGUGCACGCGCGUGCCGCCGCUGCAGCAGCUCUCCCUCGAUUCCGCCAGGGGGCGGGGUGGACGAGGCGGUCCCGCGGCGGCGCUGGGCCUCGGCUGAGGGGCGGCAUGGGGCUGUGAGCUCAGGCCCCGCGCUCGCCAUGCCAGGGAAAGCCCAGCACUUCCAGGGUCCUCAGGUCAGCUGCUGCGCCAAAUACCUGCUCUUCGCCUCCAAUGUGCUCUUCUGGUUGCUGGGGGCAGCUUUCCUAGCCAUUGGUUUGUGGGCUUGGGCAGAAAAGGGCGUACUUUCCAAUCUCUCAUCCAUCACAGACCUCGGUGGCUUUGAUCCAGUCUGGCUUUUCCUCGUGGUUGGAGGGGUGAUGUUCGUGCUGGGUUUUGCUGGCUGUAUUGGGGCACUGAGGGAGAAUACAUUGCUCCUCAAAUUCUUCUCUGUGUUCCUGGGGCUCAUCUUUUUCCUGGAGCUGACAGCUGGUGUCCUGGCCUUCAUUUUCAAGGACUGGAUCAAGGAUCAGCUCAACUUCUUUAUUAACAAUAAUGUCAAAGCAUAUCGUGAUGACAUAGACCUCCAGAACCUCAUAGACUUUGCUCAGGAAUAUUGGUCGUGCUGUGGGGCUCAUGGACCUAAUGACUGGAAUCUCAACAUUUAUUUCAACUGCACUGACUCCAACCCCAGCAGAGAGCGCUGUGGCGUACCCUUUUCCUGUUGUGUCAAGGAUCCUGCGGAGGACGUUCUCAAUACACAGUGUGGCUAUGAUGUCCGCCUUAAACUGGAAUUGGAGCAGCAGAGCUUCAUUCAUACUAAAGGGUGUGCUGGUCAAUUUGAGAAGUGGCUCCAGGACAAUCUCAUUAUAGUGGCAGGGACCUUUGUAGGUGUGGCACUUCUACAGAUAUUUGGUAUCUGCCUGGCACAGAACCUAGUGAGUGACAUCAAUGCUGUGAAAGCCAAUUGGUGACACCAGAAGAGAGAUUUUGCUGUCUCCUACAGAUUCCCAGAUCUCUUGAAGGACUGAAGCCAAGUCUUCAAGCUACAACCACUGGGUGCUGCUAAGCCAUCAACAGGCUCCUAUUGGGGGUUGAGGUGGGGUCACCAGUAUUAAUAACUACCUGAUGCCUUUCCAUAGCUUUCUCUUCCUGACUGGGGCACAUAUGUCAUGUAAAUAGUAUUUAUGUCAGGUUUCUGGAGAUUCCUUUGACCCACUGCAAAAACAGAGGAAUUAGAAGCACCUCUUAUGCAUAUAGCCUAGAAGCAGCUCUGGAUUUUGUUGUGUGACCACCGGAGGCCCCUAUUGAUGAGGUAGCAUGGCUCAUGUGGCUUCUACUGAGGAAGCUAGUGGAAACAAUGUCCUAAUCCUGCUGCCUGGAGCAGCUUCACACUUAUACCUGUCCUAGGCCUCUACUUGAAUUCUCUACACUCUACUCACCGUCUACUCUGCUCUCCUGCUUAAACAGGGAGAUUAAGCCUGAGUUCCCUUGUUCAAAUUAGAGUUACAUCUUAUUUUGUGGAUCAUACUGUUGGUUUCUGCUAUUGUCCUAAGAGGUCAGAAACAAGCUAUUGGGAAGAUGCUAUCAUAUCUCGUUGGGGGCAAUAAUCUUCAGCCUUGAUUUUUAAGGCUUAAAUUCUGGCAGAUGUGGAUUCCAGUGGCAGUAAAGCCUAUCAGAACCAAACAAAUCAAUUCAGUCCAGUUCACAAAUAGUAAACCAAUGGUGAACUAAAAUUUUCUCUAUUAGUUUAGAAAUACAUGACACUGUUAACAGAAAUGAAUCUGUUCUGAGCAUUUGAUUGCACCCGUUUGUACAUUACAGAAUCUUACAAGUUACUUGAACUUAGAAGGUAAAUUUGGAUAUGUCUAAUCAGCCCCAUUAUUUGUGUGACAAAUGUGCAGUCUUUUGUAUGCAAUAUCUAUUUCUCUGAAGGGCCCACAAAGAGAAUUCUAGACCUCUUGAACCAAGUUUUGUCCUUGGCUGGAUAUAAUGCAACCUUUUGUUCCAGUAGUUGGCUCAUAGCCUUGCAGAGUACUUGUGUUUCAUGGAAUGGCACAAUAUUGAGAAAGAUUUUGCACUGAUACAUUUCUCUGCACUGCUAUAAUGUAGGUUCCACUACUUCCUUUAUUUUUGGUAGGAGUUUAUCGUCAUCUCCCUGGACUCUGUUGCCGGCAGGAUUGUUCAAGAGUAUGUUGCCCUACUCUUCCUCAUAAAGUACUUGUUAGCACAUGUUUUUCGGGGACCUUUUCUUUACUUUAUUGAGCCUGGCUGACAAUUCUGUUGAAGAGGACCAAUUUGAUUUGGGACCAGUUUGUGUCAUGGAUGUGAAUUAGAUGCAGUGGUAUUCCUUAUGGGGAGGGUGGGGAUUGAUUUGUGAUUGAAUUUUUAAUCUCCCAUUUUGUACUGGAAUUUACAGGCUCAUCUUCACAUGCCCCCAACCACGGCUUUAAGUCUGCCCCAGUAACUGUUUUUAUGUGAUUAAUCCUUGUGAAGUUGUUUCUGCAUAAUCACCAGCACGCAGCUGAAGCAGCUUAAAUUUGUCCUUAGUAUUCCAGUUCUAAAAUAGGGUUUUCCCUAUUUUCCCAAGGCAGUUUUUGCUACAACAGACACUGACUCAGUUCAAAUGUGGUUGCUGAUGUUGUCAAGAAGGAGAUCUGUCCAGCUUCUACUUGCUUCCUUCCUUCCUUAUUGCUAGGAAUUGCCCUCCAUACCAUUUUAGCUGGUGCAGGAGGAACUGGGCAUCUGCAGAGAGCUGUGAAUGCACAAUGCCCAACAGGUCCUUUCUGUGGUGCUGGUCAGGUUUUACCUAGGAUCUUUUGUACCCAAGUCUAGAGCUUUUGAAAGAACUAGGCUUGUGUUUGGAAAAUGGGACUGGUAUCUUCACGAAGAAGUGCUGGAUCUGCAUUGCAUCAAAGUCCAUUUAUACUGGGAAAGAAUGGGAUUCAGCUCUCUGCGCGUGUUACUGUUCAGUAAGCAAAUGAGUGCAUUACAUGCUUUCUGUUGCAUUUGUACAUAAACACUGCUGCUUCCUUCCCACAAACUUAGUAGAGUUUUCUGUACUUGGUGGGUAGGAGACAGUACUGUUGUUUAUAUCGGUUGUACUUUUCUGCCACAGCCAGGGAUUUGCAGAAUGAACUUUAAUGCGGCCCUCUGGCUGUGCUCCAAAACUACUGCAUGUUCUGACUGCAGUGGCAGCUUUUCUCCAUGUGAGGAUGCUCUUGACUAGCAUUCCUCCAAUUUUCAGUUUUACCUGAAAGGAAGACUUUUCCCUAAAUAAUGUAACUUCUAAAUGUGGAUUUCCUGAGUAUUUGAAACAGAUGACGUCUAAUCUUUUCUGGGAUAUGUUCUAAAAUUCAGGGUCACCUUUUUGUUAGAACAUCCUGUGGGGCUCUGCAUCUGUUUGUGUGUGUGUGGUUUGUUUGGGGUUUUUUUGUGUGCUGAACUGUGGGGAGAUGCACUCUACGCGGAUGGCUGUGACCGCAUGCAUGCGAGGAGGGAGGGUGGUGGAAUGAAAAAGCUUAGCGGAUUCCCACUUGCCCUGGGUCUCCUAUUUCCUGUCGUCUCUGACAGCUGAAACCCGUGGGAUGAUGUACUUCGCAGCAGCAUCCUUUCCCCACCCACAAAAGAAGAGAAAGCCAUUAUGAAGCUGUCAACAUGUAUGAAAAUGAAGCCCACUGCAUAUGCAAAAGUUAUAACCUAUCUACGAUAUGUUAAUCAGAGACCAAAGGAUAACUUGCUAAGCAGAUUUACUUUCACAUCUUCCACACUUGACUGUUGUAAACGUUCUUGGGCUUAGUAAUAAGAUGCACAUGCAAUGAAAGUACAGGCUGCCUUGGCAGCUAACGUCUGCUGCUGCUGCUUUUUUCUUUUUUUAUUAUUCUGUUCAUUUGCAUCUUGCUAGUUUUCUUGCCGGUCUUUCUUCCUAUGUUUGACUUGAUAGUCUUUUUUUUCACCUUAACUCUCUCACUUCCUUCGCAUCCUCUUGCUGCUAUGUGUUUUACAAUACAAUACUAAAACUAUUAUCCCAAAAUUGAAAAGAGUUUUUAAAACGUAAAGCCUCUUUAAUUACUGUAAUGCGUGUUUCGAGUUGGGUGAUCAGGCUUCUGCUCUUGAUCACUUUUCAAGACUCAGGUUUGUGUAUCACUGAUCUUACUGCAGCAUCUUUUUUCAGUUUGAAAUGCUGCCAAUCAUACAUUGGUUUGGUUUUAUAUAUUUCCUUGGUAGAAGAAAGUCAGAUUUUUAAUUUAAAAAUGGUGUGUGAUGAUCUCGUGCUCUUUUUCUACUGUCAAAAGCUUUUUUCUUAAAUUUUCUUUUCCAUCUGGGCUGCUAAAUAUUAACAGGUGACAAUUACAAGAUUAUUAGCAAAUUUUUAACUGAUUUUAUGUUAAACCUGUCCAGAUAAUUUAAAAAUAGAGCAAACAGUCCUCUUGAAAUAAAAUAAAUAAGAACAUCUAUAGUAGCCAUUCUGCAGUUAUGACUGCAAGAUGACUUAAUAUGAGGAAAAUUGUAUAAGAACAAGAUAAUUAAUUGCAAAGGGGAAGUGCUUUGGUUACUGUUGGGGCAAAAGAAAGUUGUUUUGUGUCACCAUUUAAAAUCAACAUUUUUAACAGUAUUGGUGUUUAUGGACUGGAAUGUGCUUGAUUGAAUGCAAAAGGUGUUGGCACUGAUGUAUUUCUUUUGGAUGUAGAUUGAAAAAAAAACAAGUCAAAUGCAAAUAAAAUAUAAACAGUCUGGAA